AGCUCUGAGGUGCAGGAUGAGAAACCAGAAGAUGGGAGUUCUGUGAGGAAAACUUAGAAGGAGUCGGAUUUCAGUGCUGGAGCCUGACUUGUAGGAUUGCAGUGACUCACAGAGAGCCAGCCUGAGAGAGAGCUGCCUUUGUUCCACUGCGCUGAAGGCGGGUGGGGGAGAACCCAAAAGCAGCAGCACCAGCAGCCUCUGCCUUUCCUUACUAUAUGCAGGCAGCUGGAGCAGAUUCUCCUCCUGAAAACCUGAUUUUCCAAAAUGCCCCCUAGCCAUUCUCAGCAGCCCUGGACUUUGCUCCUGCUACUUUUGGGUUCAUUGCUCCCUACUGUACUACCAGCUCAGGUAAUAGAAGAAAGAGGAUCAAAGGGGAAUCUUGACCUAACAGAACUAAUAGGAGUUCCACUUCCACCUUCUGUGUCAUUUAUCACUGGGUAUGGAGGGUUUCCAGCAUACAGUUUUGGACCAGAAGCAAACAUAGGCCGUUUGACAAGAACUCUAAUACCUCAGCAAUUCUACAGGGAUUUUGCCAUCACUGUUACAGUCAAACCAAAUAGUGAUCGUGGAGGUGUAUUAUUUGCCAUCACUGAUGCAUUUCAGAAGACAAUUUACUUGGGCAUCAGACUGUCACCUGUGGAUGAUAACACCCAGAGAAUUAUUAUGUAUUACACUGAACCUGGUUCUCACAUAUCUCGAGAGGCUGCUUCCUUUAAAGUCCCAGUGAUGACCAACAAAUGGAAUCGCUUUACUAUGACCGUAGAGGACAAUGACAUUGUCUUGUUCAUGGACUGUGAGGAAUAUCACAGGGUCAAUUUCCAGAGAUCACCCUAUGCCUUGCUCUUUGAACCCAGCUCAGGAAUAUUUGUUGGCAAUGCAGGAGCAACAGGACUGGACAAAUUCACUGGCUCCAUUCAGCAGCUGACAAUCAAGCCUGAUGUAAGGGCUACUGAAGAUCAAUGUGAAGAAGAUGACCCAUAUACUUCAGGAGAGAGCAGCGGACAUGACAGUGUGCAGGAACAGGAGGGUGUCCCUGAGACACAUGAAGUUAUUUGGCCCUCACAAGUCCCAAAACCAUCUGGGAAUUCAUCUGAAGAAACAACUGCAGGACCAGUAAGCCCACCACCAACCAUGUCAGUUCAUUCUGAAGAAACGGAUUUCUCUGGACAAUAUCUCUUAGAAGAAGCAGUGGGCUCAGCUAAAGUCAAAGAACAAGGUGUGACCACUAUACAAACGAAUAGACAAGAAAGUGAAUCUACCACUAUUGUUCAAGAAAUAUUGAAAACAGAAGUGGGGCCUUAUGAUGGUGUUCUGCAAGGUGCAAGCAGAGAAAAAGGGCAAAAAGAUGAAAAAGGGCAAAAGGGAGAAGAAGGACUACCUGGACCUCCAGAAAAAGCAAGCCCAGAAGAAACAGAACUGGGGACAAUAAGACCACCUGGGGUUCCUGGAAAGCCUGGAGUGGAUGGCAAACCUGGUAAGCCAGGAACUCGGGGAUCACCGGGGAUAAAAGGAGAACCUGGUCCUAAAGGAGAAAAGGGAGAUCCUGGUGUUGGAUUCCCAGGCCCUCCUGGACUUCCAGGGCCCCCUGGACUACCUGCCCCAUCUAAGGGAUAUAGAAGACUGGAAAUAGACGGGUCUGGCUCUGGAUCUGGUGACUUUGACACAGACAUAGAACUUCCCAGAGGUGCCCCUGGGCCUCCAGGGCCUCCAGGUCCACCUGGUGCUCCAGGAUUACCAGCACCAGAUUCAAAUGCAGGGAUUCCUGGGUUUCCAGGAGAAAAUGGGAAAGAUGGAGCAGCUGGAGAACCAGGCUAUCGUGGUCCACCUGGCCGUCCUGGUCAAGAUGGGUUGAUCGGUUUUGCAGGAUUGAAGGGAGAAAAAGGUGAUGAAGGUAAACAGGGACCAGUUGGAAGAAAGGGUGACCCUGGAGAGAUUGGACCACCAGGCCCUAAAGGGCAGGCAGGAGCUGAUGGAGAGCCUGGGAAAUCAGGGCCCCCAGGACCCCCAGGACCCCCAGGUCCAGGCUAUGGGUUUGGAUUUGAGGACAUGGAAGGUUCAGGGAUCACUGGCUUAUCAAAUGAACCUCGAAUCGUGGUAUCCAGAGGUCCAAAUGGUCCAGUUGGAGAGAUGGGCCUACAAGGACCAAUGGGACCAAAGGGAGAAAAGGGUGACCCUGGAGUACAAGGUGUCCCUGGUUUAAAGGGAGAACAAGGUCCAGAAGGAAGGCCAGGAUUUCCUGGUGUUGCUGGCCGCCCUGGCGAUGAAGGUCCCAAAGGAGAUAAAGGUGACCCAGGUCCCCAGGGUGAAACUGGACAAGAUGGUGCUAGUAUUGUGGGCCCACCAGGGCCACCUGGACCACCAGGUCCUGUUAUAGCUGUUCCAGGGUCUUUCAUCAAUGCUUCAGACGUAAAUUUCAACUUUUCUGAAAUCAAAGGACUUUUGGGGCUUCCAGGUCCAGAUGGUAUGCCUGGCCUGCCAGGAUUUCCUGGCCCCAGAGGACCCAAAGGAGAUACUGGGUCAGCAGGUUUACCGGGUCAGAAAGGAAAACAGGGUGAAAAGGGUGAGCCAGGAGCUAUCUAUGCCUCAGUCGACUCAUUACACGAAUUGGGCAGACCAGGAGAAAAGGGUGAACCUGGAGUAAUGGGACCACCUGGACCAAUGGGACCACCUGGACAUUCAGGACCAAAAGGAGAACUUGGUUUUCCUGGCAGGCCUGGACGUCCUGGGCUGAAUGGACUGAAAGGCAUAAAAGGUGAACGGGGUGUAACAUUAUAUGGCCUCCCUGGUUUGCGUGGCCCCCCUGGCCUUCCAGGUCCUCCAGGCCGUGUAGUAUAUAUUAAAGGAACUGUUUUCCCAAAUUCUCCCAGGCCUCAGUGCAAACCAACGGUAGGCACUGAUCACCCUGGAAACCCAGAAGUGACCGAUGGUUCCAGGAGUGUACAUGGCCCACUGGUCCUCAAAGGUGAAAAGGGAGACAGAGGUCCAUCAGGGCCACCAGGUCCUUCUUUUCCAUCAGCAUAUUUUGACCACUUAAAUAUCAUGAAGGGUGAGAAAGGAGAGAAUGGAGAAACUGGCCAUAAAGGAGAAAAAGGAGAAGCAAAUGGAGGGUUUUUAAUGUCAGGACCACCAGGACUUCCAGGAAGACCAGGACCAGUGGGGCCAAAAGGAGACACUGUUGUUGGGCCUAGAGGGCCCCCAGGAGUACCCGGCCUACCUGGACCUCCAGGGUUUGGACCAGCUGGGCCGCCUGGUCCCCCAGGGCCUCCUGGACCCCCAGGACCUCCAUCAAUCUAUGGUUCAGUAGCAGUAGCAGGCCCACCAGGACCUCCUGGGGAACCUGGAUUACCAGGAAGCAAGAAUCUGGUUAUGACACUAAGCAAUGUUGGCAACAUGCUACAAAAUGUUCACUUAGUUUCAGAAGGCACAUUGAUCUAUCUGAGUGAAACCAGUGAAGCUUUUAUUCGUGUUCAAGGUGGAUGGAAAAAACUGCAGCUUGGUGAACUUAUUCCUAUCUCUGCUGAGAGCCCUCCACCUCCAGCAAUUUCUAGCCAGGGUUUUCAACACCUUCCAGCACCAGUUCCGCUUUCGGGUCCUGACAGCAGAAGGCCAAGCCUUCAUCUAGUUGCUUUGAAUACCCCAUUUUCUGGUGAUAUGCGAGCUGACUACCAGUGCUUCCAACAAGCCCGGGCUGCUGGCUUAACCUCAACGUACAGAGCUUUCUUGUCUUCGCAUCUUCAAGAUCUCUUGACAGUUGUCAGGAAAGUUGACAGAUACCAUCUGCCCAUAGUUAACCUUAAGGAAGAAAUAUUGUUUGAUAAUUGGGAGUCAGUUUUCUCUGGCAAUGGGGGCCAGUUUGAUCUCCAGAUUCCAAUUUACUCCUUUGACGGCAGGAAUGUAAUGACUGAUUCAGCCUGGCCUCAAAAAGUCAUCUGGCAUGGUUCAAGUCCGCAUGGAAUACGACUGAUUAGUAACUACUGUGAAGCCUGGAGGACAGCAGAUCUAGCAGUCAUGGGACAGGCAUCACCUUUGAAGUCUGGAAAACUUUUGGAUCAAAAAGCAUAUAGCUGUAGCAACAGGUUUAUUGUUCUUUGUAUUGAAAAUAGUUAUAUCUCAGAUACUCAAAGGAAAUAAAUUUCCUCUCCUUCCAGUGCAAAUUUAAAUUUUUAUUAUAAAAAGUUGUCAUUGAAAUAUAAUUUUUAAAUGAUGUAAAUAUUGUAUUGCAAGUGUGUACUUUUUUAAAAGGGUAAUAACCAAAGAAAGCAUACCUCAAUGCAGAGUCUUAUUCCAAGAUGGUGAAAUUCAUUUUUCUGAAACAUUUCAGCCCACACAGAAUCUUAGUGAAACAUUAGUAGAGAGUCCUCAGUGUCCACUGGGGUUUGGUUCCAGGGUCCCCCAUGGAGACCAAAAUCUUUGGAUGCUCAAGUCCCAUUAAAUACAAAGAUGCAAUGGCUUGAUGGACUUUGAGGUCUCUUCUAACUCUAUGAG
Molecule: messenger RNA, 4485 nt
Organism: Sceloporus undulatus (fence lizard)
Lineage: Eukaryota; Metazoa; Chordata; Lepidosauria; Squamata; Phrynosomatidae
Gene: COL15A1
Product: collagen type XV alpha 1 chain
Source: RefSeq, a predicted model, not a curated record